UAAUUUUUUUAAUAUAUGAAUUGUAUUUUUAAAAAUACAGUGAUUUUAUGUACAAAUAGUUUAUUUUAUAAUCUUCUAAUUUGUAUCAUAAUUAUCAUAACAAAAUUAUCAUAAUUAUCAUGCAACUUAAACGAACAAGGUUGGAAAUGAUUGAUACCGAGAAAAGGUAUUACAAUAAUAUUGAUCAAAAUGAAAGUGGUUCUUACAAUUGGAAAUUAUUUCUUACAUUAUUCAUCAUCUUAAUUAUAAUAAUUUUAUUUAUAACGUUUUAUCGUUAUAUCUAUGGACAAAUCAUUUAUAUUUUUAAAAGGUUUAUUAUAAUUUGUUUGUGCAAUGUAAUAUUUGUAUAUAUUUUUUAUUUAUAAUAUAUAUACAUAUAUGUAUAUGUAUAUACAUAUAUGUAUGUAUAUAUAUAUAUAUGUAUAUAUAUAUAUACACACACACACACACGCAUAUUUAGUUAUUGAUUACUAUACUAAAAUUACAUUCAUAAAGAUAUAUAACUCGGCGAAAUGAAGAUAAGAGUGAUGGCAUCUUUUCUAAGAUAAAAGAAAUUUAUAAAAAACGUUUUUUAAAAUCUUAUACACGUAAUUCAAAACUUAACAUGAAACAUGAUGAACAAAGGAACAAACAAAAUGAAAAUAAAUAUAAAUUGAAGACUCUUUUACAAGUACUAUAAAAAUAUAUUAAAAAUUGUUAUAUAAAUUAAUAAUCACGAUAAUUUAGUUUUUAUAAAUAUACAUAUAUAAAAAUUUAUGAUUAGGAAAAGAAAAAAUUACUUGCUCCAAAUCAGAAUAAAAUAGUAACAUCAACUAAAAAUAUAGAUUUAAGAAAACAAUUAUCUUGGAAAAUGUCUUUCUCGUGUUUUUCAUCAGCUUGUACUAAGUACAAACAUGUACCUAAACCAAUAUCAAAUAAAUGGAAUAUUAAAGAUUUUGAAAAUUAUAAAUACAAUGAAUUAAGUUCUCAAAAUAUAAAAAAUCUUUGUAAAAACUCACAUCAGGUAUUAUUUAAUUAAUAUUUAAUUUUAUAUUGAAUGUAAUUUUUUAAUUAAAUAUUUUUUUUGUUCUAGAAUGAUAAAGAUAUUUGUUUCUCAGACACAGAUUUUAAAUUUUUAACAAUAUCUUCAAAAUCUGAUAGACAAAGUAAUGAACAAUUAUUAAUAUGUAAAUUGAAUUCAGGAGAUAUUUACAAUUCUAAAAGACAGAUUAGUUCCAAGCAGAUAGAAUUAAAAUUUGAAAGUACAGAUUCGUUUAGUGAUAAUACACAAAAAUACAAAAUUUCUAUAUCUAAAUCAAGCUAUUCACCUUAUUCUUUAUUAACAAAAAAUUUAGCUAGUGAUUCAAAAUAUUUCUCAGAUUCUGCAAUUGAUAAAUCGGAUAUUUUAUCAAAUACUUUUCUUGGCAAAUUAAAGAGGUUUUUAAUAAUUUAUAAAUAUGCUAUUGAAUCUAAUUUAAAUUAAUAGAUUAAUUAUUUUAAAUAUUUAUAUAGAUCAAACAAUUCUUAUACAAAUUCUACAUUAUCAAAUACAUCUAAUAUAAUUGAAACAAAAAAUCAAAUUUUACAUAUAAACUCAAAAACUGAAAAUACUUCUAUGUGUACUAUAAAUAAAAGUGAUACAAUUGAAAGAGACAAAUCAAAAUUAAAAAUAAACUCGCAAAUAAACUUAGAUAAAUGUGCACAUUCAAAAAAAUUACAACAAAAAAUGAAAUCAUCAAUAGACAUAUUACAAAAUGAAAUAAAAGAAUCUAAAAGUUUUGUAAAAAUAUCAAAAUCAGAUAAAAAUUUCAGUACUUCAUUAGCAAAAAACAAUUUCGAUAAUUUUAUUAAUUGUAAUUUAAAUAAUUUUACUACAGAACAAACAUCUAUUUCUACACCUAAAAAAUUAGUUUCUAAUAAUGAAAAUAUUUUUACUAUACCAAAUCAUAAAUCAGAAAUAAGUGAAACCUAUGAUGAAUUAGCAAUAUUAUUUGCACAAUACAUGAAACUUCAAACUCGAUUGUGUCAAAGAAAAUAUUGUUUUUUAAAACGAUAUUUAAAACAACAAACACAACAUACUACAAGGAAAUGUCAAAUGAGAUUUAAUUAUCAUCGCAUAUAUCCUUAUGAUCAAAGACCAAUGUGCAACAGUGGAAAUAUAUGUAUAGAUACAUAUGAUGAAUUAAAAUUGAUGUCUACAUCACCAGCAGAAAGAAAGAAUAUUUACCAACAUAUGUUUAAAAGAAGAAAGCAUUUUUUAAAUCAGCCAUGCAUUUUAUCUCUCUCUAAUUAAAAUCUUACAAUAUUUGAAUGAAAUUAAGAAACCAAUUUUUGAUUAUUGAUUAUAAUUUUCAUUAUUUUUAAAUCCAUUUUUAUGUAAUAAUAAGAGAAAUAAACAAUAUAUAUAUGUU
Apis laboriosa (Himalayan honeybee) is the source of this 2390-nucleotide messenger RNA. RefSeq lists its product as uncharacterized. Bases 1595 to 2272 code for a protein of 225 amino acids. The record is from RefSeq and is a predicted model, not a curated record. Lineage: Eukaryota; Metazoa; Arthropoda; Insecta; Hymenoptera; Apidae. The transcript has a single exon.